Messenger RNA from Sceloporus undulatus (fence lizard), 2403 nucleotides. Its product is annotated as vomeronasal type-2 receptor 26-like. The transcript is spliced from 5 exons. Bases 1 to 2403 code for a protein of 800 amino acids. Gene Ontology annotation, molecular function: G protein-coupled receptor activity. Lineage: Eukaryota; Metazoa; Chordata; Lepidosauria; Squamata; Phrynosomatidae. The record is from RefSeq and is a predicted model, not a curated record. Gene Ontology annotation, cellular component: membrane. Gene Ontology annotation, biological process: G protein-coupled receptor signaling pathway.
AUGGUGGUAUUAGCCAUGUUGGUAUUAGUGCUGCUUCCCCAAGCAGUGUGCAAUGGUCCUGCUUCUAGAUGUAGCCUCAAUGAUCCUCUUCCUAUUCAUCACAAGUAUUAUGAGCCAGGAGAUCUCUUAGUUGCUGGCAUUAUUUCUCAGACCUUCUGUUUUUUAAAUCCAACAAUAUUUGAAGAGUGUCCGUCUGCAGAGCUCUUUGGUGACCUUGUGGUCUUGAAACAGCACUAUCAGCACACCCUGGCCUUGCAAUUUGCUUUAAACGAAAUCAAUGAAAACCCACAGCUCUUACCCAACUUCACUCUGGGCAUCAAUGUGUACAAUAAUGAUUUCCGUGCGCCCACAAUUUACCUGGCCUCAAUGGAACUUCUCUCUACAAAGGGCCAAUUAUUCCCUAACUACAAGUGUGAUGUUCUGAACAAUGUGGUAGCAAGCAUUGGAGGACCUAAUUCUGAUGUUGGUCUCAACAUGGCCACCAUUCUGUCAAUCUACAAGCUUCCACAGCUCACAUACGGCUCUGCAUUAAUGUUGGACACAAUCCCCCAAGGAGCAUUCUUUCACCAGAUGUUUCCAAAUGUAGCCAUUCAAUACGAGGGGAUUUUACAAUUGUUGCUUCAUUUUGGGUGGAUAUGGACUGGGGUACUUUAUCUGGAUGAUGACAAUGGGGAGAGGUUUGUACAGCAUGUUCUUCCCAAGUUCUCCCAACGCAGAAUCUGCUUUGAUUUCAUAGAAAGAUUUCCACCAUCAACUUUUUCUGAGGCUAUCAAGCAAAUGGAAGAUUGGGCCAAAAUUGUCAAGGUGGUGAUGUACAGCACUGCCAAUGCUUUGGUCGUACAUGGCGAAAUUCAAACCAUGAUAAUUUUGAGGCUAAUGCUGCAGUACACAGAAGGUGAAGGUGUACCAAUGAUGACCAAGGUGUGGAUUAUGACAGCUCAAAUGGAUCUCGCAUCAUUUCCCUUUCCAAACAGCUGGGGCACAGAAUUCAUUCAUGGGUCUCUCUUGUUCGCAAUGCAGUCAAAGGAGUUGUUGGGCUUCCAGAAAUUUAUUCAAAGCAGAAAUCCUACCUUGACAGAAGAAGAUGGUUUUAGCAGAGCUUUCUGGGAACAUGCAUUUGACUGCUCAUUCCCUGUUAAGGGGGAAGACUAUAUGGCUAGCAAAACCUGCACUGGAGAGGAGAAACUAGAGUCUCUCCCUUCAUCCAUUUUUGAAAUGAGCAUGACAGGCCACAGCUACAGCAUCUAUAAUGCUAUUUAUGCUCUGGCCCAUGCUCUGAAUGUUAUCAAUUUAUCAGCAUCCAAGCAUAGAGCAAGGAGAGACGGAGGCAAAUCACACCUUCUGAAUCUGAAGCCAUGGCAGGUGCAGCCCCUUUCUCUGUGUAAUGGUUAUUGCCAUUCGGGCUUUCAUAAAGAAAAGAAGGAAGGGGGGAAAAACGAGAAGCAUUCUUGCUGCUAUGAUUGUGCUGAAUGUCCAGAAGGGGAAAUUUCAAACAUGACAGACAUGGUUGACUGUGUUCAGUGUUCUCAGGAUCAAUAUCCAAACCACAGACAAGAUGCAUGCCUCCCAAAAGAUGUAAGCUUCCUGUCUUAUGAAGAACCCUUGGGGAUCAGUUUGGCCACUCUUGCUCUUUCCUUCUCUUUCCUCACAGCUCUGGUGCUGAACAUCUUCAUCAAACACCAGGAGACUCCUAUAGUCAAAGCGAACAACCGGAACCUCACCUACACUCUCCUUGUUUCCCUCCUGCUCUCCUUCCUUUGUGUUUUCCUGUUCCUUGGGGAACCUGAGAAGAUACCUUGCCUCCUUCGACAACCUGCUUUUGGUAUCAUCUUCUCGGUGGCAGUUUCUUGUGUCUUGGCCAAAACCAUCAUUGUGGUUCUGUCAUUUAUGGCCACCAAGCCAGGAUCCAAGAUGAGGAAAUGGCUUGGGAACAAACUGGCCGCUUCCAUCGUCCUUUCUUGCGCCUUUAUUCAAGCCUUAAUUUGUACCGUGUGGCUAGCCACCUAUCCUCCAUUUCCGGAUUUUGACAUGCAUUCAAUGACAAGGAACAUUGUUUUAGAAUGUAACGAAGGUUCAACUGUCAUGUUUUAUUGUGUCUUGGGUUUUAUGGGUAUUUUAGCCACCAUUAGCUUCACAGUGGCCUUCCUAGCGAGGAAGCUACCAGACAGUUUCAAUGAAGCCAAAUUUAUCACUUUCAGCAUGCUUUUGUUUUGUACUGUUUGGCUGUCUUUUGUCCCAAGCUACCUGAGUACAAAAGGAAAAUACAUGGUGGCCGUGGAGAUUUUCUCCAUCUUGGCCUCCUCUGCUGGGCUACUCAUUUUUAUCUUUUUCCCCAAAUGCUUUAUCAUUGUGUUGAGGCCUGGGCUGAACAAAAAAGGGCAACUCAUAAGGAGAAAUAAUUAA